AUGGCCACCUUGCUCCGCCUGCUCGCCUUCGCGCUCCUCCUCCUCGUCGCCGCGGCGGCCGCCGCCGCGCAGGAAGGCGCCGAGUGCGCCUCCUCCGCCAACUGCGGCCCGAGGAUGCACUGCGCCGCCUGCGGCGACGGCGGGGCCGGCAUCUGCGCGCGCGCCAGCCCCGUCGACCCCCUCACGCACGGCACGGGCCUCCCGUUCAACAACUACUCCUGGCUCACCACGCACAACUCCUUCGCCAUCACCGGCGCCGUCUCCCUCGCCGGCACCAACGCCAUCUCCCCCAACCAGGAGGACACCGUCACAGCGCAGCUCAAGAAUGGUGUUAGGGGCCUGAUGCUUGACACUUACGAUUUCAACAAUGAUGUCUGGCUAUGCCACUCAUUUGGCGGGAACUGCUACAAUUUUACAGCAUAUCAACCUGCCAUCAAUGUCUUCAAAGAAAUCCAGACGUUCCUUGCAGCGAACCCUUCGGAAGUAAUUACAGUUUUUCUGGAAGACUACACUGUUGCAGGUUCCCUGCCAAAAGUAUUCAAUGCUUCGGGCCUCAUGAAGUAUUGGUUCCCGGUGGCAAAGAUGCCAAAGAGCGGUGGCAACUGGCCUUUGCUCAAGGAGAUGAUUAGCAAGAAUGAGCGUCUGAUAGUCUUCACAUCAAAGAAAGCCAAAGAAGCAAGCGAUCAGAUUGCGUUCGAGUGGAGCUAUGUUGUAGAAAGCCAAUAUGGCACUGAGGGUAUGGUAGAGGGUACAUGCCCAAAUCGCGCAGAGUCUCCUGCCAUGAAUUCCAAGAGCCAGUCGCUUGUUCUGAUGAACUUCUUCACAACAGACCCGAGUCAAACUGGGGUUUGUGGGAACAAUUCAGCACCACUUGUUAGCAUGUUAAAAAGCUGCCACGAUCUUUCAGGCAACCGGUGGCCCAACUACAUCGCUGUUGAUUUCUACAUGAGGAGCGACGGUGGAGGAGCUCCCUUGGCUACUGACGUGGCUAAUGGCCAUCUAGUAUGUGGUUGUGACAACAUUGCUUACUGCAAGGAAAAUUCAACAUUCGGAACCUGUGUGGUACCUCCAUCCCCACCGCCGUCGCCACGCAAGGCUCCAGCCAAGGGUGGAAGCACAGGUGGUGAUUCCAGUGCGGCGACUGCUUGGUUUCCGCACUUCCAGUGGAGCUGCUUCUUCGGACUGACAUUCCUGGCUCUGCUCUUUCUCUCGUAAGGGCUUCAGUUAGCGGGGUGUGCCAUUGUGCUGCUUCCCCGUCCUGAGGAUUUUUAUUCUUCACUUUUGUCCUUGUACGAGUUUCAUUAGUUUGUACUGUCUUUGAUCACGAUAUUCCCUGCGCUGUAAAUCAUCCCUUAGCUUACCAAGAUGCGACUGAUCGAUGAGUUGUAAAUCAAAUAUUUCAUUUUUGGUUAACAGAGGCAUGUGUUGCCUCGGAGUUCUGGUAUA
Lolium rigidum is the source of this 1446-nucleotide messenger RNA. RefSeq names its product PI-PLC X domain-containing protein At5g67130-like. The transcript has 7 exons. Gene Ontology annotation, biological process: lipid metabolic process. Bases 1 to 1215 code for a protein of 404 amino acids. Gene Ontology annotation, molecular function: phosphoric diester hydrolase activity. The record is from RefSeq and is a predicted model, not a curated record. Lineage: Eukaryota; Viridiplantae; Streptophyta; Magnoliopsida; Poales; Poaceae.